This is a messenger RNA of Parasteatoda tepidariorum (common house spider), 2488 nucleotides long. RefSeq names its product nuclear protein AMMECR1. The record is from RefSeq and is a predicted model, not a curated record. Lineage: Eukaryota; Metazoa; Arthropoda; Arachnida; Araneae; Theridiidae.
UUUAAUCUUAUUUUUAAAACAGAGCUCCUUAAUACUAUGCUAAAAUAUAAACUGCUGCAUCCCUAACUUACAACCUACAAUAUUAAAUUAUAAAAUUAAGUUCAGUUCGUACAAUUUGGUUGGGACAUGCGCCGAAACAACUUGUCAUUUUGAGCAAUGAGGGAAUAAUAAAGCUUAGUGUUUUUUUUUUCUUUUCGCGACUUUUGUUUUCAUAGUGUAAACUGAAUUGGUUACUAUUCCAUUUGUUUGUAUUAAGUUUUUGUGUUUGAUUAUUUUAUUCGCAAUCUGUUGUUUUAUUGUUUAUGUAAUAAUGGCUGCCGGUUGUUGUGGUGCUAAGAAACAGAAGUUGAACAAUCAUUCAAGUGCUUGCUGCAAUGGAAAUGGGACCAUUAUACAGCAUCACAAUUACCAACCUAAUAUAUUUAAAAAUGGUGUUGUUGUUUGUGUAGAAAUGUGCUUCUUUUGUUUUGAUGUAUUGUAUUGCCAUUUAAAUCAAUAUGAUCCACCCAAGACUCCUAGUUUUCCAAAUGAUAGUUACCCUUUGUUUGUCACAUGGAAGAUAGGGAAAGAUCGAAGGUUGCGAGGAUGUAUAGGUACUUUCAAUUCUAUGAAUUUGCAUUCAGGUCUUAGAGAAUAUGCUGUAACAAGUGCUUUUAAAGAUAGCAGAUUUAGUCCAAUUACUAGAGAUGAGUUUGGUAAACUGCAUGUCUCUGUUUCCAUAUUAAGGCAUUUUGAAGAAGGAGAAGAUUAUAUGGAUUGGGAAAUUGGUAUCCAUGGAAUUCGAAUAGAGUUUACUACGGAGAAGGGUUCAAAACGAACUGCUACAUAUUUACCAGAAGUUGCUUCUGAACAAGGGUGGGACCGCAUCCAAACUAUUGACUCUCUGCUACGAAAAGGUGGCUACAAAGGAUCGAUCAGCAGCGAUGUGCGAAAAUCCAUCCGGCUUACCAGAUACCAGAGUGAGAAACUCACGGUGAGCUAUCCUGAGUACAAAGAGUAUUGGAGGAGCAGAAAUUGUUGACGCUACGCCUGACAUAGCAGAAGAAUUAAAAUAAUUGCUCAGUUUAGUAUCAAAAUUAAAAUACAUCACUGAAUCCUUUUUUUUUUUUUUUUUUUCUAUCAUGUUUCCAAAUUUCACUUAAUAGUGGUUUACUAAAUUGUGAGCAGGGCUUAUUUAUCACAAAUCUGUAUGCAGCACUACAUAGGUGCCACUCUUCAGUCCUAAGAACUGAAAUCAGUCUUGAAAAAAAGUCAGUAGUCCAAACUCCAAUUAAGAUCUAUUUUCAAUUUGUUCUUUUAAUUAAUUAUUCAAAAACUUUUUUUUCUUAAAAAAUUUUUAACAAAUUUUCUGUUAAAAAUAAAUUUUAAAAAAUUACUCUUUUUCAUAAUUAUUGCUGCAUUCUCCUUGUCAUGUUUUGAAAUGCUAGGGAAAGUUGAAUUAAUUUUUUUUUUAAUGAAUUUUAUCUACCUAAGAUAAUGAUGAAGUAAAAAAUAAGUAGAGAUCUGAAUAGCUCCAAGAUAUUUAUUCAGUGAUUAAUGCAAAAUGAUAUAGUAAGUUAACUGUUUUAUUUUUUUGUUUGCUGCAAAAAUAGACAAAUAAAAUGAGGAGGAAUAAAUAUUUUAUUUUUAAAAAAAAUGGACUAGUCAUUGAUAUAAUAUAAGGGCUAUUCUUGUGAAAAGGUACAUUUUACAGUCAGUGAGCUAUUAAUUUCUGAAAAUUCUGCUAAACAAUGCUAGUAUGUUACUUGGUAAAAAAAAAAGUUUCUGUGUUUGCAUUUUUUUUUUUAGUUCCACCAUUGUUACUACAUUGUAAGUCGGGCUUGUUUAUUACAAAUCUGAUUGCAACAAUCAUUUACUAAAUUCUGAAAAGGAUUUGUUUAUCACAAAUCUAUGUUUUGAUGUUCUGGUAAACUGAAAAUAGAAGAAAUAAAUUAAGGAACUAUAAAUUUGUUUUAAAAUUUUAUUAAAAUAUACAUUCAGAUAUGAAAUACAGUAGUCUAUGGCGAGUUUCUCCCAGUAACACUUAAUAAAAUUCACUAUCUAACAAACUAGUUGCUUUUCAGUGAAUUUUUUGGGCUUUUAUUGUUUUUGAUUUGCGUGACUUUCUAAGAACAUGAACGGGUGUGCCCAUUUCUGUACACACCACUCUCAUUACACAUGGCAGUUGAAUUCUAUGUAAAGGGAAAUUACCCAUUUCAUACUUUCUUAUGUAAUAUGCAUAGUUCUUCCUAGACUAAAUAAGGGCCAGUGAUUCUUUGCAGGAAAGGGCAUUUUGAGUUUUGAAAGGGCACUCUCUUAACACCGUAAAAAUUUAUUAAAAUGUGUAAUGUGUAAUAACUGCUUUUUAUCCUAAACCCUUUUCAAGUUACCAUCUAAUACUAUUUUAUGUAUAUAUUUCAAAACUAAUUUUAUCUCAUCAUCUGAAUAAGAGGAAAAUUUGUAGUUUAUAAUUAAUAAUGCUAAGUGAAAAUCUCUAUGCAUAACUUUU